AUGAGUGCGCGGCCGCCUACCACCGCCACCCGUACGAAAAAACAAAACCAUGCCAACAUACCUUGUCCUAUCGAAGAUUGCGCAAGAUUCACUUAUGGAAAACUACCAGAUCAUCUCACCAAGAUCCAUGGUCUCACAGGCGCCGAACGAGAUGCGCUCAACGAGCAACAACGAAAGAGAUUCUUCAAUGGCGAACUAUGCCAAGUCCGCUAUCUCAAAGAAACAGCUAUUAGAGACCUCUGGGGCUCAGAUUACGAUGACCCUCGUAUUAGAGCUAAGAUACAUCAAAGCUAUGCGCUAGUUAAAAUACGCAUCAUUCCACUAGCGGCUACACAGAGAAGUCGGCCCCUGACUGAGCAAGACGCAAAUGUUCUGACAGCUUACAAUGCUAGGACUGCUCCAAGACCUGCGCGUGUCCAACGUACUAGAACUCGAGCGAGACCUUAUGCCGUACCAGAAACGAAUUCAGUUCAAAGUAGUUUGUCAAGCGAAUCGAGUGAAGAUGACAGUGCACGCAGCUCGUUGCCUUUAUCACCGCCCCCAUCGUCUCCGUCCCUACCGCCAUCACCGGCUCCCUAUGAACUACAGCCUGUAGAAACACGGCUACGAGAUAUUUUCGACUCUAAAAUUGACGCAGGGUACAAAGCUGUAAUUGAUGAUAUGAAGAAGUCAAUGACAAUGGGCAGAACACUUGGUACGAGGAAACGAAAAAUCUAUAGAACAUACCGCCGAUAUGCAAAGCGGCUAAUAGCAUUCUUACACCGACAGCAUUCCCCUUUAGCGUACGAUGUUGACGUGUUGUUAUGCGGAGAGAGACAAGUUUGCGCGUUUCUGGACAACAUAAGCCGAGAGCAUAAAACUAAAACCUUAAGAAACUACAUUGUUGGUGCAAUAAAGCUAUUGGAUUCACGGCUUUUCGCUUUAGAAAGAGACCCGUCAUGUAAAGAAAAGGUGGUGUCAAUGAACCGUGUGUAUGAAGUUUUGCUCGCACGACUAAACGAUUGCGACCGGCUGCUGGCCCAAAAAGAAAUGUCACAUCAUAAGGACACAACACCUGAAGAUGAUGAUUCCGAACAAGAAUUUGACGAUGCAUACGAUGGGCUGGUUUAA
Pieris macdunnoughi is the source of this 1110-nucleotide messenger RNA. The record is from the annotation of a GenBank genome assembly. NCBI's taxonomy places the organism in Eukaryota, Metazoa, Arthropoda, Insecta, Lepidoptera, Pieridae.